Molecule: messenger RNA, 1210 nt
Organism: Portunus trituberculatus (swimming crab)
Lineage: Eukaryota; Metazoa; Arthropoda; Malacostraca; Decapoda; Portunidae
Product: serine/arginine repetitive matrix protein 1-like
Exons: 1
Coding region: 14-1207 (397 amino acids)
Source: RefSeq, a predicted model, not a curated record
CGUGCCUCGAUGCAUGAUUCCUUGCCUACAGAUGCGGCGCGGGCCGCAGUCCCCGGUGCAGGGCGCGACGUCCCCCGGGUUGGGGUCGGCGCCGCAGGAGGACGCCCCCACGUGGUCUUCGCUGCGCGCCAAGAUCCUGUCGUUCACCAAGGGACGCGGCAAGACACAUGGGGUGACCAGGACGCCUUCUGAGAAGCGCCCCCCGCCCCUGCGCUCCCCUGGUCCCCGCUCCCCCACCUCCCGCGGGCCCCGCUCCCCUACCAGCCGAUCCCCCACCUCCCGCUCCCCCACCCGCUCACCCACCGCCAAGACGCCCCCCGUCAAGUCCCCCACGCAGCGGUUCGCGCCCCCAGGCCUGCUCACCCGCGUGCCCCUCACCCGCCCCAUGCCCCGCGAGGCCGCCCCCGCGCCCCCCGAGGCCUCUGAGGGCAUGGCUGGGCGCCGUGCCCUCAUGCGGCGCUGCCUGAAGAAGGCCUUCAGUCUCAACCUGGAGGUGGGUGAGGGCGGCGAAGCGGCAGGGAGCGGGGGUGGGGGUGGGGGCGGCCGCAAGGUGCAGCUGAAGCUGAAGGGCGGCCCUGGGGAGCAAGUGGUGGAGCUGACACAUCUGGACGAGGACGAAGCGGAGGGCGCGGCGGGCAGGAAGUGGUCAUUUCAGGGCGGCUCCGUGCCGGGUUCCCCCGUGGAGGUGGAGGCGCCCAAGCGACACCAUUCCUUCAGCUCUGCCGGCAGCGAGAAGGAGGCUGGCCAGGCGGGCAUUGUGGUGUCCUCCACGGAGCUGGCCGGGCUGCUGGGACCCCGCAGACACCUCUCACCUCCAGGGGCGCCUUCCCCGCCACCCACGCCGCCUUCUGCCGGCGUGCCGCGGCGCGGUCGGUCUCAGAGCAUCGCUGCGUGCUGGGACAACAAUCAGCAGGGCGGCACGGGGGCGGGGGCUGGCGGCCCCCAGGCGCCCAUCACCAUCCGCCGCACAGACUGUGACUACGAGUCCGCGCCGCGCUCCGCGCCCCUGGAGGCGCCCCGGGAAGAGGAGGGCGAGGAGGAGGAGGAGGGUCGCGGCGGCCUGCCCUGGGAGGCCUCUGGGGGUUGCGGGCUGGACGCCUCGCUGCUGGGCUCCGCCAUCGAACACUUCCUGAAGACGACGCGCAGUGAGGAGCAGGAGGGCCUGGUCCCCACGGCGGCGCCGGCGGCGGGGUUGCAGGUGAAGUGACGU